AUGAAUGCUGCAGCCAAGGGUGACAAGGCCUCGGCCGAAUCCAACUACCACCUCGCCAUCCAACACUAUACCCACGCCUUGAGCGAGCUCCCCCGCGCUCCGGCAUACUACAUUUCGCGAUCGACUGCCUAUUCCCGCCUCAAGCCCGCAGAUGGUGGACCCGACUACCAAGCCGCACUUACCGAUGCCGAAAUAGCGCUCCAGCUUGCCAAAGAGCGUGGAAACCGAGAGCUGAUUCUCUCCGCACAGAUGCGCCGGGCCGUGUCGCUGUACCAGCUUGAGCGAUAUGGAGAUGCAGGAUAUGUGUUUGAAAUCAUUGCGAAGAAAACCAAGAGCGAAAAAGCCCCAGAGAAUAAAUCCGAGCAGGUGCAGGCUGCCAUGGGAGGACCGGGUUCCGGAUGGGGAGGCCCCAGAAACAAUUACAGUGCCCAAAUGCCCAUUUGGACUGCCAAACUUCAACGCAAGCUAGCAGAACUUCCCAAAGAUGACCCAAAGUGCACCGUGUCUAUUACUGAGUUCCCGUCUUCCACCUAUAUUCCGACCGGGGAUGAGGUGAAGGAUCAGUGGAAUGCUCUCAAGGCCGACAAUGACGUGGGGAUGGCCGGAUCCUCACAGAAGAAUGAAUUUCAGCCCCCGAAGCCCCAAAUCUCGGCCGGAUCGACCUUAUCCCCAGCGGAGGCUGCUUUGGCUUCUCAAAUUCAAAUCUCAAACAUCAGUUCUCCAGCUACCUCUAUUUCCCCGGGAAAGGUUCGCCAUGAGUGGUAUCAGUCACAGGACUCUGUAGUUGUGACUCUUUAUGUCAAGGGAAUUCCACAUGAGAGUGUCGCAAUCGAUCUGAAAGAAGAUUUUGUCUCGCUCCAAUUCCCCCUCCCAUCUGGCUCUGAAUACGACUUUACGCUCGACCCGCUAUAUGCAGCUAUUAAUCCGGCCGAGUCCAAGGUUUCAGUCAAGGGCACCAAGAUUGAACUCACUCUGCGAAAGAAGACAGCCGGCCAAAAAUGGGGUACCCUCGAAGGCUCGGCCGCCAACCCCCCUGAGAUCAUCGACCGUCCAGCCGCACAAAUCGCGCCAGCUAUCUCGGGCCCUUCAUAUCCCACCUCGUCACGCCACGGCACCAAGGAUUGGGACAAAGUCGCAUCGUCGCUCACUGAGAAGCCGAAGGACAAGUCAGGCAACGCAGCCGAUUUAUCGGAUGACGAAGGUGGUGAUGCUGUCGACGGGUUCUUCAAGAAGCUGUAUGCUGGCGCAGACCCAGAGACACGUCGAGCUAUGAUCAAAAGUUACACCGAAAGCCAGGGAACAUCGCUGAGCACGAACUGGUCUGAGGUUGCGAAGGGGAAGGUGGAACCCCACCUUAAAUGA
This is a messenger RNA of Penicillium digitatum Pd1, 1362 nucleotides long. Its product is annotated as co-chaperone SGT1. Gene Ontology annotation, molecular function: protein-folding chaperone binding. Lineage: Eukaryota; Fungi; Ascomycota; Eurotiomycetes; Eurotiales; Aspergillaceae. The record is from RefSeq and is a predicted model, not a curated record.